This is a messenger RNA of Corythoichthys intestinalis (scribbled pipefish), 11999 nucleotides long. It is a transcript of the gene mad1l1, whose product is annotated as mitotic arrest deficient 1 like 1. NCBI's taxonomy places the organism in Eukaryota, Metazoa, Chordata, Actinopteri, Syngnathiformes, Syngnathidae. Gene Ontology annotation, cellular component: kinetochore; mitotic spindle; nuclear envelope. Bases 165 to 2327 code for a protein of 720 amino acids. The record is from RefSeq and is a predicted model, not a curated record. The transcript has 18 exons. Gene Ontology annotation, biological process: mitotic spindle assembly checkpoint signaling; attachment of mitotic spindle microtubules to kinetochore.
UCUCACGAGACUUGGUUUUAGCCAAUCAGGGGGAUUCCUGCAGACGCGCUAACGUGAGGCUAGGCUAAAUAACAAGAUUCAUUUUCAAAUCAGCUACUACCAUCAAACACGCGUUAAGCUUGCCACUAACAAGCCAACCCCAAAGUAACGACGAGGCCCUUAGAAUGGAUUGUGAAGAAAACACAACUGUGUUUUCCACCCUGAAGUCCUUCAAUUCCUUCAUUAGCAGCUCUGGACAUUUGCCCCAGCUGCCGGGCACCUCAAUGGCGUCCAGUACCAACCUGCAGAACCAGUACAAGCGCAGUAUGGAGUUGUUGGAAGCGGCCGAGAAGGUCCAUUCGCAAAGUCGUUACCUGAAGUUGGAUCAGGAGAAGAAACAGAUGGAACUGAGUCACAAACGUGUUCGCGUGGAGCUGGAGAAAAGUGCCAGUGACACAGCAUGCAACCUGAAGAAAGUGGAAGAAAAGAACAAUGAAAUGGCAGCGGUAAUCAAGAAGUUAGAGGAGCGUGAGUCGGAGGCAGUCAAGAAGCUGGCGCAGCAAGUGGAGACCAACCGAGAACUCGGCAAGAACCUAGAGAGUCUGGCCAAGAAGUUGGAGGAGCGAGAUGCCCAACUUAACACCUCUAACCAGAGCUUUAUCUGUCUGAAGGACGAAAUUAGAGAACUUAAACAGAAGCUUCAAAACAAGGAAUCAGAAGAUUCCACUCAGAAGUUAGAGAAACAAGCCCUGCAGGAGCAGCUGGAGUUACAGCGGAGAAAGUACCACGAAAUGUCUCAGCUGUGCCAGAGCCUCCAAGCAGCACAGUCGUCCUGCUCAGACCAUGUCAUUAAAAUCAAGGAGUUAGAAAGACGUCUGUCUCUCCAGGAACAAGACUUUUCCAUUGUGAAAAGCAUCAAGUCCCAGGCCACCAGGGUACCAGAUCUGGAAAAAGAGCUCAAGCUCCUUAGAGAGGAAAAUAUUUUUCUCAGGGAGAGCAGAGAGAACUGUAACCUGCUGAAAGAAGAGGUGGAAGGCCUCAAGAGAAAGUUGGAGCGUAUGGCCAAGACCAAAGAAGAUUUAGUGAACAUGGAAUUAGAGAAGGAGAGGUUGAUGGAGAAGAUCAGAGCGUGGGAAAACCUCGGCGAAUCGACUGGACUUAACAUCAGGAAACCAGAGGAUCUGUCAAGGGAGGUGAUUCAAAUCCAGCAGAGGGAAAUUGUCCUGAAAGAGCAGAACUACACACUCAACAGCCGCGUUCGAAGUGCGGAGCGGUCGCUACUCGAGCUACAGGCAGAGAUGUCACAACAGCAUGGCAAAACACUGGAGGAGCAGAAGAAGCGGGAGACGCAGGAGGUGCUUUUGCGUCGGCUGCAGAAGAGGCUCUUGCUACUUACCAAGGAACGUGAUGGCAUGCGCUCCAUUCUGGAAUCGUACGACAACGAGCUGGCGCCUGCCGAACACUCGCCACAGCUUGGCAAGCGUCUGAAGGAGGCGGAGGAAGUCCUUCUUAAAACGCAGAACCUCAACACAGAGAUGGAGUUGCAGCUCAAAAAAACACAGGACGAGACAGGCACUCUCAAAUUGCAGCUGCAGACCAUGCAGUUUGAGAUGGAGAGCCUGAGAAAGCAGCAGGCCUCAACAGAUGACAGAUGCUCUUUAGUGAGCAAAGAGGAGGUCACCAUGCUCAGGUCGAAAAUUGAAGAUUUGGAGGCAGAGCGGCAGCGUUUGGAGGAGCUGAAGGAAACACUGGAGAUGAGGCUGGAGCGACACAACCUACAGGGCGACUACGACUCGUUCAAGACCCGUGUGCUCAACUUAAAGAUGAACCCCACUGCCGUGGCCAAGCAGCAGCGACAGCAGGAGACGGAAGCCCUGCGGCAGGAAGUGGAACACCUGCGGGAUGUGGUACGCAAAGUGCAGGAGGGGGGCAGUGGGGCCAAAGUGGAUGCUGCCUUGCACUCAGCUAACCUCAGCCUACCGCCAUCAAAGGAGGUUCAGGAUUUGCUCAAGCAGAUUGAGCGGUCUGAGCUGAAGAACCAGCGUCUGAAGGAGGUUUUCCAGCAGAAGAUUCAGGAGUUCCGCACUGUCUGCUACAUCCUCACCGGUUACCAGCUGGACAUCCCUAUAGAAAACCAGUACCGGCUGACCUCAGUUUACGCUGAGCAUAUGGAGGACUACUUGGUCUUCAAAAAGGGACUCUCAGGAAGCAUGGAGCUAAUGGAGACGCCUUUUUCCAUGACACUGGGCGAUCUGGUGGAUCUGCACCUCCACCACCAGAACAGCAUCCCCGUGUUCACCUCAGCCCUCACCAUUGAUCUUUUUGGACGCCAGACCACCAUCACCUAAUAAGUUUUUGUAUAGCUUUUCUAGUAUUUUUUAAUUUAUGCAUUUCUGUUGUUGUUUUUGUUUUCAAUUCAAAAUUGUUAUUACUUCAAGGUCAACUUUAGAGGUAAACACCCUUCACCUUUGUGGCUUUUUUCAGGGUAUGAAGCAAGUUGCUGUAAUGAAUUAAGCAUCAUGAAUUACCAAAUACAUUACAGCUUAUAUUUUUUUAAAAUCAAUUUUUAAGCUAGUAUUUGUGUUUUUAAUCAUUUCACAUUUUUGGCAAUAUUUUUAGUGUUCCUUAAAGGUGGCCUACCAUUGGGGCCUACUACACGAAUAUGUUACUGACUGGAUCGAAUUUGAAUAUUUAGGAAAUAUGGCUCAGCUGUGAAUCAGCAACCCACUUUUAGAAAACCAGAAAAUGGUACUAUUUAUGAUGCCAAUAUUCACAAAAAGGGCCUGAGCACAGUAAAAUUCUGAUUCCAAAAUGCUUUGGGAUUUCACCGAAAAUAAGUUAAAAAUAGUGAUGCACCGAUACUAGUACUGUGGUACCUCUACAUAGGAAUUUAAUUAGUUCCAGGACCUGGUUUGUAUGUCAAAAUUGUUAUAUGUCGAUCGAGAUUUUCCUAUAAGAAUACAUUAUAAUUCGAUUAAUUUGUUCCAAUGCCCAAAAACCUACGCUAAAUCCUUAAUAAAUAUUGCAGGUACAAUUACUAAUAGCAAUUCAGAGUUGUUUUUGGCAGCCCUUUUAAUUUUCAUCUUAGUCUUAGCCUUUUGGACGAUAAUACUUAUUUGUCUUUGUAAUAUUUGAAUCAUCUCAAAAUGUGUUUGUCUUCGUCUAAUUUUUGUUGAGGAAAACUCAAGACCAACUUCGUCUAGUUUUAGUCGAUGCUCACUAAAAACAUUUUCGUCUGUAAAAUUAAGAAUUUUUACUCGAUCGAUAGUUUUCCAACUAUUUUGAAUGAACAUUGACAGACGAGCACAUAUUGUAGCAUCGCCAUCUUUGUGAUGAUAAUACACACUCAGGAGGGAAGCAGUACAUUAUUUUCCAUUAAUUAUAGAUGCCACAAAGUGUAUGUUAAAAAGUUGUCCGAGACUUCAAGAGGACGCUAGCCGUUAGCAUUUGCCUAAUGCGAACACGAAUGCUAUGCUAACGCUACGAGUUGCAUUUAGUGUGUGAUGAUCACUCAACCUUGGAGGUGGGGCUCGAAGGCGAGCGUCUGGUGGCCGGGCCUGUAUCCAUGGGGCCUGGCUGGGCACAGCUCGAAAAGGUAACGUGGGACCCCCUAUCCAUGGGCUUACCACCUGUGGGAGGGGCCAAAGAAGUCGGGUGCGUAGGGAGUUGGGUAGCAUCCAAAGGCAGGGCCUUGGUGGUCCGAGCCCCAGGUACAGAAACUACCUCCCCAUGAAAUGCUGGAGAGACUAUUGCUAGGUUCAUUUUGCGGGUCUUAAUGCUUGAAUCCGAUUUUUUUCGUGUUUUUUAGACUCCAGUGAGGCAGUCGGUUGACGGUCUAAACGGGACAAGUCGCAUAGAAGUGGACCAUUUCAAAUCCGAUGUGGGUCACUUUCGUAUGUUGUUUAAAUCUGUUUUGGGCCUGAUUUUUCCAGAAUGUUGUCAUGGUCUAAACUGUCAAGUCUCCCAAAUCGGAAUUCAUGCAACAAUUACAUCAGCAAAGAGCGAGAACAGCAAGCAAGACGACAGCGAUGUAGCUGUUCAUUAGCGGUAGCACCUACCUUGAACUCAGCUUUGACUACGCAGGAGGCGGGCUUGACCAAGUCAUAAAAAAAAUCAAUGAAGAAAAGAAUGAGCCUGACAAUGCUCGGUUUCUUUCUUUACGCCAAAUGAGCAAUAUUUCAGUAUUGUUUACAUGGCCAAGUCUGGGCAAACCCAUGCACACACAUAAGGCUUAUGUGUGUGCGCCAUACGCACAGUGCGUAUUUAUUUGUUUUCAUGCUUCUGCGCAUGCAGGUCAGUUUGCGUAGCGUGUGUCGGACUGCGAAUUAGUGCACAUGUAUAAUACAGUGGCACCUCUACAUAUGAAGUUAAUUCGUUCCAGGACCUUGUUUGUAAGUCGAAAUGACCGUAUGUCGAGCAGGAUUUUCCCGUAAGAAUACAUUGUAAUUCCAUUAAUUUGUUCCACAGCCCAAAAACCUACACUAAAUCCUUAAUAAAUACUGCUGGUACUAUUACAAAUGGCAAUUACACAUAGUAAAAUACAUAAAUUAUUAAUAAAAACUGGAAUAAUGAAAUAAUAAUUCCUGUAAUAAUGUAACUAAUUGAGUUCUAAUGUGAUAAGACAUUUUUUGCUGUAUCUAAAUGCACCGCGUGGCUGACGUGACGGUGAGUUAGAGUGCAGUUCUAUUUUACUUCCUCGUUUAAUUUUUUGUUGUCGCCGUCAUAUGGAGCAGACAGCAGGCAUUUUCUGUUGCAAAAGUUCUGAAAUUAAUCACGGGAAAGCGCUGCUGUCGAUUGGGUUGAACUGGGGCUUCUUCCCCAGCGGCUUUCAGGCUGGCUCCCCACCGCGGCCGGUAUUCUCACCUUCAUUGCACCUCUGGGUUUCGUCGCUGGGAGGACCCUCCGGGUAAGUGUGACCUUUUUCUCUUGACCACCUGCACUAACCUUCUUGGAACCUGUGUUGAUUUCUCUCACAAGAAAUCCGUCAUGUUGUCGUAUUUCGAGCAUGUCGUCGGAAGUAGAAACAAAUGGCGAGUCAAAUUUUACGUCAGAUGUCGAAAAGGCCGUGUGUCGAUAAGCUCGUACCACUGUACUUGAAUGAGCUCAAUGGACAAAGGCAGCCUGAAAGGGCAUGCCAAAAAAACAAAUAUGACAAAAAAAUGGAAUUGUGUAUUAAGACCUGCAGUAUGAACCUAGUGGCUGGGGAGAGGGAAAUCUGGCUUCACUGCUGAAGCUGCUACGACCCGAGCCCGGAUUAAGCGGUAGAUAAUGAAUGGAUGGAUGGUCAGUCAGCGGCGUCAGCACAGACCUUUAUAGGCGAAAGCAACAUUGCAUAUUUUCUGUGGCCAAUAAAACAAAUCUUACCGUGUGUGCAAGCCUGCAUGGACACUGGAGAUGACACACUGGUGAGUCGGGAAGGAGGGGGGGGCACACAGGGAACAUGCUGCUACGAUGCAGGCUAACUACAUAUGAAAUGUCACACCUUUUGAACAUGUGACGUCUCAUCAGACGAAAACUGGCAUUGGUCCCGUUAUGUUUUAGUCUCCCAAGACACGUUUUUUGCCUGUUAUCGUCUUGUCAUCGUCAUGAAAAAAGUGUUAGUUGACGAAAUAUUUCGUUAUCGUCAUCGUUUACGAAAACAACACAGUAACAAUUACCCAUAGCAAAAAAGAAAUAUAAAUACAAAUCGGAAUAAAUUUAAUACAGGUAAUAAUAAUUAUAAAUGAAUGUAACGAAUCAGGUUCUCAUGUGGCAGUUGUGUUUUGCAUGCUGUUGCUGAACGCACUAUGUUACUGACGAGAGUGAAAGAGGUGUGGAAUAGUGGUUUUUACUUUCUCUUUUCGUGGUUCUGUUGUUGUUGUCGGGGGUGAGCCGCAUUGUCUAGCCAAUUCACUCACGCUCAUAUUUUUCUUUCAUUUCCCUCUUAAUUUCAAUGGUAAGCGUCACCGUUUUCCUUUUUUGACGAACUGCAAUAACCUUAUUGGGACCCACGUUGGUUUCUCUAACAAGAAAAUUCGCCGGUCUUGAUGAAUGAACUAAUAAAAUUGCGAGUCUUGCGACUGACAUAAAUCCUAUUUUGAGCAUGUCAAAUGUCGAAUCAAAUUCUACGCCGGCUGUCGAAAGGAUCGUAUGUCGAUGCGAUCGUAUGUUGUCGAGGUAUCACCGUAUCAGUAUUGGUACCAAUACGACACUAAAAUGACAUCGGUAUCAUAAGAAGAACUGACGCACCAAUGCUGCGCAAUAUACACUCUUCAAGAUCUACCAAAGAUGGUAACCAGCUACACACACUACAAUUUAAAAAAGGAGCACUUUUCCCCAUUUCCAAAAUGAUGAUGGACGUCCAAUCCAUUUGAAUUGGGAGGGAAGCAGGGAAUGAAAUGUUGCCUUUUUUUUUCUUUAAUUUUCUUAAAACAUUUUUUUUAAAUUAAGGUUUAAAAAAUCUUUCACUCGGGUUUAGUAGAUGCUAAAAUAUGUAUGAUGCAAAUUGGCAACAACAGGCAUUUAUGGUAAAAAAAGAAAAAAGUAUUGAGGCUGUUAUGAUCUGAAAUGUCACUAAUUCAUGACAGGAGGCCUCUGGGGUUUCGUGUUCUGUAUUUUUCUCCCUAAAUAGUAAUUUUUCGCUGCAGCAAGUUGGACGCUAACGUGUAUAAAAAUUUGACUGCUAUAUACAUUUUCAUUUGUUUCAUAAAUGUUGACCUACAAAUAGAGGAUAGUUUUUUAUUGGCUCACUUUUUACGGCUCACCAAGAGACUGUUUAAGCUGUGAAGGUCAUGGCUGGCAUUCGCCGGUCCUAUGAAAUUAAUGUACCACACAGGCGUUUUUUCUGAUUGCAUCAUAUGCAAUAAUCAAUAAACUAUGAGCGCGUGACGUGAAAGAAAUGGAGCAAUUACGAGACCAAAUAUUUCACUGACAUCGUGUAACCACAAUGGCACUGACCCCGCUGAAGUUGUCAGUCACACUCCAGUCACCGAGGUUGAAUUUUAGGAGCUUUUGGUAACAAGGUCAUGAGACUUGAGAAAUGCUGCCUUGUAAAAUGGAUAGGCAUUUUAUUUAUUUGUGAUAGAGUGUGUCACCAAGUGAUCAAGCAGUGAACGAGAGCAAAACAAGUAAGACGUCAAAAAAGAGGCACACAACUCAGACAAUAUUGUCUAAUGUUUGAUGUCACUUCCUCAUUAGUUCUAAUGUAUUUUAGAGCACUGCUACAAAAAAAUAACAUUUUGAAUUUUACCUCAUAAAUGAUAACUGUGUUCCUCUACAUAACCAUGGCUUGAGGAAAUGUUAAGGACUAGGGAUGUCCCGAUCCGAUCACACCAUUUUUCAGAGGAUCGGAAUCGGGUGAGAAGGAUCGGUUUUUAAUUUUAAAAAUAUAUGUUUUUUUGCUACAUGCCCAUAGAGCCUCUCAUCCUCCCUCCUGGGGCUUUUCUUGGUCACCAACCUCUACGAUCAAAAGGCACAUAUGUGUUAAUUAUCGUUAAGUGUGCUGUGGUAGUGUGAGUGAAUUUGAGUGGACUCACUCAAUGAAGCAUUUAAUAAAGACAUUUUUCUACAUUAAACAUUAUUAGUUCUGGAAUUGUGGGUUCAAUCCCGGCUCCGGAAAAAUGUAGGUGCACCCACAUUUUGUGCUGCUGUACCGUAAGAAAAAGAAGCACCAGUGCAGCGAAAGCCCCUUUCACAUACAGUAAAACACAGUUUAAAAAAUCGCAGGAUUUAAACGGGAAGGCAUUGUAUGUGAAAGCAAUUUCGCGGGUCGACUGACACGGAGAUUACGCGGACAUUUAACUGGUCGCAUUUUAGUAUAAUGUCCGGGACUUUCCCAGGACGAGGCGUAUUUGAAAGCAAGCAUCAAAUUUCCGGGUCACAGCACGAUGGCUGUAUAUGGACGUAAUAUCAUUGCGGGCCGAUCGUCACUUCUUCUUUCUUCGCAGACGAAAAGCGGUAAACAAACAAUGCAAACAAACAUUGCAAUUAUCAACAAAACAAGCUGGAAGUAGCUAAAUUAAACUGAAAACGAAUAACGAAUAACUGAUAACGAAAUUAAAUUGCUACUGGAUCGUAGUGUUGAGGAAGAGAGUCCAUUGUCCAUCUUUGGAAAUGUGUGGUUAAUUUUGUUGCUGAUGUUAGGGUCCGCAACUGCGGAAAAAAGGUUGUACCUUAAAGAAAAAUCAACGUAGAAAUUUGUUCAAGGGUUUAUUAAAUACAAACAAAAAUGCACACGAUCGCGGAAAAGGGGGAAUAACACAAUGGGUCCGUGACAGUAGGUCGACGGGGAUCAAUAAUACUAAUUGUAAUAAUUUCAAAACAAGGGCGGCAGAAAAACAAACUAGCAAAUGCACGAAAUCCGAGAGUACACUGUGCCGAAUGGUGACCAGCAAGUUAAUAUCUCAAAAUCCUUCUCUUGGAUAGCCUGGGCUUAAAGUGCGUAAAUGGUGUUACUCGUUUAUUUCUUAUUUCAAUUGGUAUUUCAUGCUCCUGAAUGAAAAGGACCACUUGGAUGUGUGUGGAAGCGAUUUAUUCCAUUUUUGAAUCCCGCGCCAUUAAAAUUGGUGACUUCCGGCUCCAGUCUCGGGUUUAGGAGGAAUACGAAUGUGACAUCACCCGGGUCAGCAUCUCACAACAGACCAUUGCUUUAUAGCAUUAAAUUAAUUUGUUUAUUUUUCGCAUCACGCCAGCCAAACAGCUGCAGGGUUUUGUAGCUGCACUAGGGAGAGGCAUGUGAGUCGUUUUGGGUUUCAAAAAGUUCCCGUUCACCCUGAGAUCGGCCAAAACAAGUGUGCAACAACUGUAGGAGCAUUGGACUUACGAGGAAGUGAGUAAACAUGUUAUGCAUGUGACGUGUUAUGCAUUAUGUCAAAAACUGCAAUCAUCGUACACGUUUUAAUGCUGCUUGUCCACCGAGAAUGCCACUCGGCCGACGACCGGCGGCUCCCCCCCCCCGCGGGGAGAGCGCUAUACUCACCUUAUUGCCCUCUUCCUGUGCCCGGUGUUCUGUCAAAUUUUCCACCCCAUCAGAAAUUUCAACUUUUUGUUAAAAAUGGCUGGGAAUACAGUGUUUGAUCAUGGACGGAUAUGUAGAAAAGUUCUCAGACACAACAUGCCUUGUUAGCUGUACACAACAACUGCACAUCGCACUCUCUGUUUACGUUUUCGCCAUGUUUUUAAGCAUUAAUUUACGCCACAUUCGUGUUGACCAUCUGGCAUCUACACACUCCUCCAACGUCGGCCGGUUUGUCCGGCGGUCAUUCUCCAGCUGCUUCCCAGGCAAACGAACUCUCCUGCUUUUAGCAGGGUAGCAACAAGCUGUAAGUUGCUCGCCACCGGGACACAACCCCGCCACCGUGUGACAUGAUCCGGGGCAGUUUUGUGUGAUUUUUCGCUUCGAAAGCGAAAAUAACACUUUGAGACGUCACUCUGUUUGGGUUAGCAUGUCGGCUAGCUGUCACACCACCUGGUUUGUUUAUACUCUCCGAAGCCAGGGCAGGGAAAUGUCAAAAGCCGACUAACUCCAGUGGCAUGAAAUAUCGUUCAGGAGGUGCCAAGUCGACAGUUUUGACUAUUAUGUAGUAAUUUUGCCAUGUCCUACUGAAUAAAUGCAUUUUAAUAUUUCAUAUCCCAUUUAGAACAAGACUGUUAUUUAAUAAUGUCAUUUAAUUAGCAAUUGGGGAAAAAUACUUGGCUAAAAGGAAUAUCCUGUAAAAAUAUUGUUGUAGAUAGAUUGAAACAAUGACAUUUUGCUGCUCUCUUCAUCGCGUUUUCCUGGUUCUGAAUAAUUCCCCUCAAUGGCGACGACGUCAUCCUCCAUUUUGGGAUGCUAGAGCGGUAUAAAGGUAGGCGGGGCUAAACGGCAGAUUAAAAGACUAAUUUCUCGUCAUCUGCGCUUCGCCAAAUUGUUGUAUGUCGUCGAAUCGUCUCAAAAUAUGAUUCUCAUUCACAUAAUAAAGCUAUUUAAGACUUUUUUUAUCCUGUCAUACGCACUUUAAAUACAGUCUUGGUGAGCUUGAAUUGGCUGCAGGUGCGACCUUGGGAACACUCCCACAACCGGCUCUGUAACAAAAUACAAUCUGACCAACAUUGUGACAGUUGAUGCUGACCAAAAAUGACGUAAUGUCUGGGUUAUAGAAUCGUACCAGCAGCCGUCCCCGCAUAGAGAGCGCCAGUGGGCAAUACGGGACAAGUCUGUGAAAGUGCCCAACCCGCAUCAUCCCUGGGAUAUAGCUACAUGCGUGAAAGCAAUGAUGCGAGUAAAUCCCACGCCACUUUACAUGGGAAUUUACCGGGAUACGUUUGUGAAAGGGGCUUAAUUCAAAAAGUAAGUGUGGAGCCUUGGCAAUAUAUUUGGCAAUGUUAAUUUUUCCCAAUAUCAUUCAGGACUAAUUUGUAUAUACUGCAUAUAUACUGUAUAUUUUUUUAACAUUUUACGGGCUAAAAAGUAACAAAAUAAUGCAGAAAUACAAUGGCAUUGCCAAAAGAUACAAAAAUAUAUCCAUUUUAUACUCUGCAACACUCCCAAGAAAAGCAGAAGAGGAACUAAUGUAAAAAGUACAGUCCUGUAACAUAUUUGGAACUUUUGUUCCAAAAAAAAAAAAAAAAUUCAGUAUCUACUCAGAUGACUCGGACUCGGGUGCAAAAAUAUGUGAUCGGGACAUCCCUCAUGCCAUCUGGGAUUGCCCCCCCAAAAAAUUCCCAGCUUGAAGGAGCACACUAACGGUGUUGGCAUACAUUUCUUCAUAAUAGUUUUUUUUUCUCUUGAAAACUACACUUUAAAAAAAUAUUUGUAAUCUGUACUUCUACCCAAGUAAGUCAAUAUUCGAAAAACACGAAGUUCAGCCAUCUAAAGACUAUUUACCACGACUCACCCAAACAGAACAUGUGAAAUGACAUGACCUGUUACUCGCAAAUGUGAAUCUAACUGCUCACCGACGAAACCUUAAUCAUUACUUUGGCCAAGUGGCAUGAGCCAGCACUCAAGCUUCGUAAGACUAAGCCCUCAGUCUGUGCAAUUCGGCAAUUCGUUGAAAGUGGUGUGUCGAUAAAAAAAUAUAUAGGAGUUAACAUUACAAACUCAAAACUAUUUUGUGUAAAUGUUUUUGUUUCAAGGAUCACUAGAAAUCACUAAACUAAUAUUUACUGCAGUUGUAUGACCACAUUUUUUUUUUUUUAAUAACUGCAUCACAUCUGUGUGGCAUGGAGUCAAUAAAUUUAUGGGAUCAUCCAGCUGUUAUUCCACUCUAAGACAUUUUAGUUUAUUUUAGUUGGUUUGCGACAAAGACUGCAUGUUUAAUAGUAUGUUUAGGGUCAUUGUCUUUUGAAACACCCAUUUCAAGGGCAUUUCCUUGUCAGUAUUUGAUAUGUUCAGUAUUUUGCAUCUUUAUUGAUUUUGUGAAAUUGCUGAGAACUUUAUUGCCAAUUUUGUUAAAGGUAUUUAUGCUAAUAUUGUCUUAAAACUAAUACAGUUUACAGUUCAUUUUGUCUCAAUAUCUCAAAUGCAAAUACUAUAAUAGCCAAUGUUUUAGCACUUGAACAUUGAUUUAGUUUUAAACGCACAUGAGGUCUUGAUUGAGGUGUGCAUCUUUUUUUCAUUUCAUCAGCUUGCCCCAAAACAAUUUGUGUGCUUGCUGAUAGCUCAUGAAUAUCCAUGAGCUAUCAUAAAAUUGCUGAGUUUUCAGAUCAGGCUGCUUGGAUUGUGGUCGCACCUGCAUACAUACACACAAGCCCUUGUUGCGCAGUAAACAGUUUCAGAGGUCUUUUUCUAAAACAGCAUAAUUCAUAGCCAAUAAAAUUUUAAAUGAAAUUCAGGUCCAUGCUUAAUUCAUCACAACCAUUUAGGUUGUUUUUUAUAUCUUCUGCUUUUUCUAAAGGGGAGAGUUGAACUGGGACAAUCAGUCACUUCUUCUUCCCCCUGAGUAUUAUUAUUUUUUUUUUUUUUAAUUUUCGAGAGAGGAGCUUGAUGGUUUGAAGGAGGGUUGAGAGGAGGUCGCUUAGAACACCAACAAUCUCCAACAUACAAAAGAUUCAAUUAACCC